AUGGCGUCCGCCGUCUUAUCCAAGAAAAUAUGGUUCAUCACUGGCGCGUCCUCAGGUCUCGGUCUCAACAUGGCCCUGAGCGCCCUCCGCGCUGGUCAUCGCGUCAUUGGCACAGGACGUAAUAUCGAGAAGGCGUCCUCUGAGCAUCCAGAAUUUUCCCGACUUGGAGGCCAAUGGCUCCAACUGGAUAUCGCUCAGCCCGAUGCUGAGCAGACCAUACGACGGCUCGUAACACAAGAAGAGCAACGCCUCGGGAAAGACAAAGAGUCAGCCCACUGGGUUGUUGUGAACAACGCUGGAAGCACUUUGAUCGGAGCAGUAGAGGACAUGAGCGAGAAUCAGAUCCAGCAGUAUCUGCAAGCUAAUCUGUUGGGUGUCAUUCGCGUCUGGAAGGCUCUGCUGCCGACUUUACGCCGCAACAGAACAGGCACUCUCAUCAGCAUAUCAUCCAUCUUCGGCUUCGCCCCUAGACCAGAGCAAAUGAUCUACAGUGCUGCAAAGGCAAUGACAGAGUCUCUGACCGAGUCCUAUGCCACUCUGCUCGAGCCGUUCGGCAUCAGGACCCUGAUCAUUGAGCCUGGUGGUUUCAGAACUCCUUUCCCGGGCAACAACUCCAAGGCAGAUUGCGGCAUUUCAGACGACUACAAGCCGGUAAUUCAAGCUUGGAUAGACUUUAUUAAUGAAGCGUCGGAAGACUUGACUCUAGUAAAUGGAGACCCGGCCAAGUUCGGCGAUAGAGUGGUUGAUGCUGUUGAGGGCCAAGGCCUGUUUAAGAGUAUCUGGGCGGAACAUGACAAGAGCAAGGCCCUGAGAGUCCAACUGGGAUCAGACUGUUACGGAUUAUAUGGAGAGACGCUUAACGAUUUGCAGAAAGGCUAUGCGAGGAUGGUCGAGGUGGCAAAGUCGACGGAUGUAUGA
Messenger RNA from Trichoderma virens Gv29-8, 918 nucleotides. RefSeq lists its product as uncharacterized. Bases 1 to 918 code for a protein of 305 amino acids. The record is from RefSeq and is a predicted model, not a curated record. The transcript has a single exon. Lineage: Eukaryota; Fungi; Ascomycota; Sordariomycetes; Hypocreales; Hypocreaceae.